Messenger RNA from Ruditapes philippinarum (Manila clam), 1763 nucleotides. RefSeq names its product RNA-binding region-containing protein 3-like. Gene Ontology annotation, cellular component: U12-type spliceosomal complex. Bases 141 to 1586 code for a protein of 481 amino acids. NCBI's taxonomy places the organism in Eukaryota, Metazoa, Mollusca, Bivalvia, Venerida, Veneridae. The transcript has 2 exons. The record is from RefSeq and is a predicted model, not a curated record. Gene Ontology annotation, biological process: mRNA splicing, via spliceosome. Gene Ontology annotation, molecular function: protein binding; U12 snRNA binding; pre-mRNA intronic binding.
UUUAAAGAAAUAACGCCGUUUAUAACUGAAAAAAUGCUUUGAUUCUUAAUUCUUAGCGAGGGUAAACAAACCUAAACACACAAGAUUGUUAAUUCUGAUGUCAGUAGCAGUAAACUAAGUACUUCUGACUGUUCAGAGCUAUGACCAGCAUGGAAACUCUUUUAGUCCGUCACUUACCAAAUGAUCUAAAUGAUCAAGAAAAGAUAGAUCUUUUGUGCCACUUUGGAGCCAAAGCUGUCAGACCCAUGGGUACUAAAGGUACUAUGAAGCAUACAGCGUUCGCAAAAUUUCAAAACCAUGAUGCAGCAGAAAAAUGCCUACGGAGACUACAUCAGUUAGAGAUUCUUGGUUGUAAGUUAGUUGUAGAAUUUGCUCAGUCUCAGCAUGAAAAACACUUCCCCACUCAAAGUUUAGAGACAAAAUCAAAAGAAAAGGAUGUGCCCAUACCUGUAGAAGACACAUCACAUGUUACUGAGGUUACACCUGAUAAGAAAAUCGAUGAUGCAUAUAAAAAGCAUAAUAUACUUUACCCGAAGAAACCUACGCUGAAUUAUAUGUACCCACCCCCUACUGUAUCAACACUCACAAAUAUUGCCAAUGCAUUGGCGUCACAUCCGAAAUUCUACACUCAAGUUUUACAUUUAAUGAAUAAGAUGAACCUUCCUUGUCCUUUUGGUCCAGUAACUGCGUCGCCACCUUUGGCACUAGAAAGCGCCAGAUAUUUGGGACGUGAGAAGAAAAGUGGAAAAGGAGAACAGUAUGUUCCAGAGGACAUUGAAGAGGUUGAGAUGGAAUAUUCAAGCUCAGAGGAGUCUGAAAUAGAAUCUGAUGCUGAUGGUGGCAGUAGAAGAAAAGAAAAUACUGAUCUUGGUAAGGAGUCAGUUGUGCGUAAGAAAUUAAAAAGACCAAGGAAGAGAAUGAGACUUAUUCAACCAGAUAUGUCAAUGAUCAUAAAGCCUGUGUCUGUCCAAAAAACAAGUGAAGUCUUUGAAGCAACACAUUUGAAAACUUCUCAGAUACAGUUUAAAAUAUCCGAGGCAGAUAUCAGCAAACAGUUGAAUGCAGGAGAGGGAGAAACAGAGAAUAAGAUAGAAGAACAUGCUACUGUAACAGAAGGUGGAUUUGGUAAAGUUGAACCGCAGAGCAAACCAAAAUUGGAAGUUGAAAUGCAGAAAACUGACGUCAAUUACAAAAUAGAUCGAAAACUGUUCUUAAAUGUAAAGCAAAUAGAAGAAGGGAGGUUAAAAAAGGAGCAAAUGAAAGAUUUCUCAGUGUUUAAGAAGUAUUCCUCUGGAGACCCAACCAGCAGGUUGUAUAUAAAGAACUUGACCAAACACACAACAGAACAGGACCUGAUGAACCUCUUUGGUUCAUUUAUUGAUUGGUCACAAGAUUUAGCUUGCGAAGCAUUUGAUAUAAGGUUAAUGAAAGAAGGCAGGAUGAAAGGUCAGGCUUUCGUAACACUACCGAAUGAGAACGAAGCAGUGAAUAUUGUUAAAGAAUGUAAUGGUUUUAUUCUGAACAAUAAGCCAAUAGUGAUUCAGUUUGCGCGUUCAGCAAAGGCGAAGCAGUUGACAAGCCUUUAGAUGACUUCAGAUACCGUGUAGUCAUGGUAAUUUAACAAGUGGCUGUGGAGAUCUUAAACUUAUAUUAAACCAGACUUUAAAUUUAUGUAACUUGGUCGUAUUUCAUAUUAUUCAAUCUUGUUUUCUCAUAGAACUAUGUGAAACAGUUAACAUAGAAAUAAUAAGAUCUACCGUACA